Molecule: messenger RNA, 1745 nt
Organism: Cannabis sativa
Lineage: Eukaryota; Viridiplantae; Streptophyta; Magnoliopsida; Rosales; Cannabaceae
Product: nuclear transcription factor Y subunit A-7
Exons: 6
Coding region: 270-1382 (370 amino acids)
Biological process (GO): regulation of transcription by RNA polymerase II
Cellular component (GO): CCAAT-binding factor complex
Molecular function (GO): DNA-binding transcription factor activity, RNA polymerase II-specific; RNA polymerase II cis-regulatory region sequence-specific DNA binding
Source: RefSeq, a predicted model, not a curated record
AAUAAAUAAAUGUUCAUAAUUUUAAUUUUUUUUUUCUAUUUGAAUCAAAUUAUUAAUUUUCAUAAACUCAAUUGACAAAUUCUAUGUAGUAAUAGUUGAUACACUUGUUACAAAUACAAUAGUUACUAAAUUCACAGACAAAUCCCAGUUCCACCGCUGCUUCAUUCAGCUAAUAAAAUUCUACUCAAUUCUAAACCAACGUUGAGUUGUGAUUUGGUGUUUUUUUGGGAGAGAAGAGAUCGAAUUGUGUGUGUUGAAGUUUUUGAAGCAUGCACCAGAAACUAAUAAAUGGCUCCUCAAAUCACCUGGAAUCUGAUGCAAAUAUUUCUAGUACUCAAAAUUUAGGGAUCAGUACAAAUAUUGGUAAUAAUUCUCAACCUUGGUGGGGUAAUGGUAUAGGUCAUCACCAAACCAUUUCUAAAGCCUUGUUUGGAGGAACAACAACCACUAUCACUAUGAUGACUUUGUCUCCACCAAACACUACUUUAAAUGGUGAUUUGCCCAACCAAACCACCAAUUCUUCUUCUCAAGCUAAUCAGGUUACUGGGUCUGGGUCUAAAAAUGAGGCAGAUCAUAAAGACUUGCUACAAUCAGAUGGAAAAUAUGGAGAGGAGCAGCAAGUUUCUUCUGCUACGCCGCCACCGGGGAAUGAGUAUCUUGUGCCGCAUACCCAGCUGGAGCUUUCCAGCCACUCAAUUGGUUGUGGAUCAUAUGCAUAUUCUGAGCCUUAUUUUGGGGGAGUUAUGCCAUUUGGAGCUCAUGCUUUGGUACAGUCUCACGGGCUUGUAAUGGCUGCGUCGAGAAUGGCUUUGCCCCUUGACAUAACAGAGGAACCUGUGUAUGUUAAUGCCAAGCAAUACCAUGGAAUUUUGAGGCGUAGGCAGUCGCGUGCUAAGGCUGAGCUCGAAAAGAAGCUUAUAAAAGUUCGCAAGCCCUAUCUCCACGAAUCGCGCCAUCUACAUGCUAUGAGGAGGGCAAGAGGGACGGGAGGCCGUUUUCUGAACACAAAAAAGACUAAUAAUAAAACGGCUCAUAACACUGCACCCGAAAUGAACACAACCACUUCUAGUGCUGCUGCUGAUGCUGCAAUUUCAACAGAUCCAAUCAUCUCGUUGAGGACCAAACCCGUGUCAUCUGAUUCGUCUUCAGAUCAUUAUGAGUCAACCGAGCUUAGUAUGCAGAAAAUGCACCAAACCAAGACAUAUCAUCCCAAUGUCAAUAGCAACAGCUGCUACCAACCCCAUCAGGGGUUUCAGUUAUCUACAUACCAUUCGCUCUCGGGUGGUGAUCAUAGGAUCGAGGAAGGAGACUUAAUCUCGGGGCAGCAUCGUGAACGAAUUAUGACAAAUGGGACGGCUCAUAGGGCUCUUACCAUCAAGUAAAGUUCCCCAAGGGAAAAGGGCUCACUUCAGAAUCACCAAUGGCUCAGGAGAAAAAUGACAUUCUUUGCUUUGCUGGAAUCCAUUUGAGGUUGUGGAUUUUCAAGUUGGUGUAUUCUGGUUGUAAAAAGUUUUUCCAGGCAAAUCAUUCUUGGCUUUUAGGCUUAAAAAUUUGUUGUUUAUAAGGAGGGAGGUAAAGGAGGAGAGAACUUGAUUAGUCUUUGUUUGCUUAUAAAUAUGUAGUCUUGUAUCAAAUUUCUCUUAUUGCUUCCCUUCCAAAACUUAUUAGUGAUUAACAAUGUGAAUUUAAUGGACUCCAAUAAGAUAAUGAGAAGUAGGCUGUGUGUUCCUUCCUUUUUGUAUAAA